This is a messenger RNA of Daphnia carinata, 2339 nucleotides long. RefSeq lists its product as uncharacterized. Bases 159 to 1055 code for a protein of 298 amino acids. The record is from RefSeq and is a predicted model, not a curated record. The transcript is spliced from 2 exons. Lineage: Eukaryota; Metazoa; Arthropoda; Branchiopoda; Diplostraca; Daphniidae.
CAAGUGGUGCUGACCUGCUCCGUUUGAGUUCCUGGUUGCCAAACGCCAACAAGUGUUUGAUUCGAAAACUUAGACGCUCGAAACAGCCAUCGGUUUUCAGUUCUGCCCAACCCAAUUUUGUUUGGAUCUUUUUUCAAAUCAAUAACAAAACAACAAGAAUGAGACUGGCACUCAUCGUUUUGGCGCUGGCCUGCGCUGCUAUGGCCGAAGAGAAGGUGGUCGAGGCUCUGCCCGCCGCUGCCGCACUUGCCGCCGAGCCCGCCGAGGCCGCUGCCCCAUCCGCCGUUGAACCCGAAGCUGCCGCUUCCGCUCCCGAAGCCAGCAAACCGGGCAAAUCAUCGCGUUCGAACGAUCAGGCUCCCAAGGUCUACUACGCUCGUCCAGCACAGCCUCAAGCUGCUGCUCAAUCACGUGACGGAGCCCAUCACCACGAUCACGGCCAUGGUCAUCACGAUCACCACGCCGCUCCCGCUCCCAUCCAAUACUCUCAGCCAGCUCCUCAGUCGUACGAAUCUCAGCCAUCUUACGAUCAGGCUCCUCAACAGUACGCCCCUCAAGCUCCUCAGCCUUACGAGCAACAGCCGGCCCAGCCGUACAGUGCGCCAGCACCUUACGACGCGGCUCCUCAAUACCCUCAGGCCCCUGCCCCGGCUUACAGCGCCCCGGCUCCCGCUUACGACCAGCCGGCCGCUCCCGCUUACUCGACCCCAGGCCACCAGGGCUACUACUACUACUACUACCCCGUGAAGGAUUCCAAGGUGAAGCUGAAGCUCCCCAAGUUGCCCAAGCUCCCCAGCCUGCCCAGCCUCCACUUGCCCGAGUACUACGGAAAGGACGGUGGUGUCGCCUCUGUCAAGAGCUUUGGAGUCGCUGCCCUCACGGCCGCCCUCGUCGGAGUCGGUGCCUUCCUCUCUCUGCCCAUCAUCGGUCUUGGCGUCGGCAAACGCUCCUUCUCCUCCCUGUGGGAGAGCGAGUACUUGAGCCGCGACAACCUCAACGUCUUGGCCGAAUACAUCAUCAACAUCGUUGAUAACUACAAGCCCAGCAACCAAUAAGAAAGAAAAGAAGAAAUUCAUUUUUCAUCUUUCCCUUCUUUUUUUUUGUUUUUUUUUAUUGAAUCCAUUUUUUUUUUUCAUUGAAAAAGAAGUUUGGGUGAAGGACGGGCGGGACGAAUGACACGACCAGGAGUGUUUUCAUUCGAUUUUUUCCCCUAAUUUCGAAUUCUUUUUUUUUUUUUUAAUUAUUAUUCUUUAAUUCAAGAGCAAAACAAUUCCAGUACGUAUCGUCAUCGACUUUUCCCUCCUGAUUUUUUUUUUUUUUUAAUUUAAAACCUCCCAUUUAAAAACCAAUUUAAUUCUCUGACUUUUGACGACACGACGUUUUCACGAACGAAAUCUUUUCAUUUCAAAAAGGAGGCAAAUGGGAAAAGACGAAAGUGUCCCAAAAGUCAAUUCUCUUCCAUUUUCAAGAUAUUAGGACCACAGGACCCACAUGCAAAACGUAAUGGCAUUUGAUCGGGAGUCAAAAUUUAAUUUAUAACUUAAGAAAAACGAACAUUUUUGCAUUUGAAAAAUGGCCCCAUCGCAAAAACAAAAACAAAAAAAGAAACGCACCGACACCAAACGAAAAGAUAGAAGAAAACUGGUUUUAAAAAUCUUUUUUCGAUUGCUCAAAACCGUGCACACCCACGUACACAUUGAAAAAAAAAAAAAAAAAAGAAAAAAGAAAAUCAUUUGUCCGUUUUUUUUUUUUUUUUUUUCGGCCGGCCCGAAAAAAAAAAACAGACAAAUCCCUCAAAAACAUUCAAGGGAACUUCUUUUUUUUUUCUGAUUUUUUAAACCCGCAUUUGCGUUGUUGCGUGCGUGUGUGUGCGCGUGAUUGUGUGUGUUAAACCGUGUGUGUCGGAUCCUCCCCAAUAUUUUCUCUGCACUCUUCCACCUCCCCCAGCCCCCCCCCCGCCUUCAUUUUUGUCCUUUGCAAGCUAAACAUUCUCUAGUUGUCGUUGUUUUUAUUCAAACGACAACGUUACGCAAACAACAACUAAAAAAAAAAAAAACAAACAUGAAUGAAGACAAUUCAUAAUUUAUUCUCCUACAAUUUUUUGUUUUGUUUGAAACUAUAACUGCCUCCCAAAUUUUUUCUUUUCUAUUUAUUCGUUGUAGUUGUUUGUUUUCAAAAUCUGUCUCUCUCUCUCUCUCUCUCUCUCUCUCUUUCUAUUCGGUUGGAAAAAUGCAAACAACCGGAUUCCCUCAACACACAAAGAUAUGUACAUUGUGCGACCAAAUAAUACACACACCACAACAUCUCUUCCAAAAACAAAACCAAAACAAAACGAAAAA